Beta vulgaris subsp. vulgaris (sugar beet) is the source of this 752-nucleotide messenger RNA. RefSeq names its product actin-depolymerizing factor 10. The coding region runs from base 155 to 574 and encodes 139 amino acids. Gene Ontology annotation, cellular component: cytoplasm; actin cytoskeleton. The record is from RefSeq and is a predicted model, not a curated record. Gene Ontology annotation, molecular function: actin filament binding. Gene Ontology annotation, biological process: actin filament depolymerization. Lineage: Eukaryota; Viridiplantae; Streptophyta; Magnoliopsida; Caryophyllales; Amaranthaceae. The transcript is spliced from 3 exons.
UAAAAUUCUCUCUUCCUCCUUUUCCUUCUAAAUUUUGUAUUUCCUGGGAAAUAUUCAUCAAAUUUUCAUUUCAUUGUUUCUAAUAAUUCUCUCAUCAUAUCACUUUAUCUAUCUUUGCAUUCAAUCGUGCCCUUUGCUUACAUAGGUUUUCAACAUGGCAAACGCAGCGUCAGGAAUGGCAGUAAAUGAUGAAUGCAAAUUGAAGUUUAUGGAGUUGAAAGCCAAAAGAAAUCAUCGGUUCAUAGUGUUUAAGAUAGAGGAGAAGCAGCAACAAGUGAUGGUAGAGAAGAUUGGAAAUCCAGACGAAACUUAUGAAGAUUUCGCCAAUGCUUUGCCUGCUAAUGAAUGUCGUUAUGCUGUUUAUGAUUAUGAUUUUACUACCAAAGACAAUUGUCAAAAGAGCAAGAUCUUCUUCUUUGCAUGGUCACCAGACGCAUCAAGAGUGAGAAGUAAGAUGUUGUAUGCAAGCUCAAAGGACAGAUUCAAGAGAGAGUUGGAUGGCAUUCAAGUUGAGUUACAAGCUACAGAUCCCAGUGAAAUGAGUUUUGACAUUGUUAAAGGCAGAGUUUAUUAAUUGGGAGGAAAAUUGAUGGUCACUGAAAUUAUUUCAAUUUUUUUAUUUUUUCAAAGAAAAAUUCCAUUUUUUUUUUUAUUAGUGUAGUGAUUGUUGAGAAAUGCUUUUGGGAAAUUAUAUGUGUGUCUUGUUUAGAGGAUUUCUGACAAAUUUGACAAUUAUUGUGUUUGUUAAUUUG